Messenger RNA from Mucor velutinosus, 2586 nucleotides. RefSeq lists its product as uncharacterized. The coding region runs from base 1 to 2586 and encodes 861 amino acids. The record is from RefSeq and is a predicted model, not a curated record. Gene Ontology annotation, biological process: protein phosphorylation. NCBI's taxonomy places the organism in Eukaryota, Fungi, Mucoromycota, Mucoromycetes, Mucorales, Mucoraceae. The transcript has 9 exons. Gene Ontology annotation, molecular function: protein kinase activity; ATP binding.
AUGAGCUCAGCAUUCUACUCGUUUAUAAGCUCAAUUACGAAUACGCUCACAUCAAAAUAUGAUAUCAAACACCAAAUAUCGUCUGCUGGAUUGUGGAAGAUUUACCAAGGAGAGCGAAAGACAACUGGAAAGAAAGUAGCACUAUUUAUAUUCGAGAAGAAACUACUAGAUACACUAUUCAGACGAGACCGCGGCUCUUCGAGACAUGAUACAGACGUAGUGUACGAACUGCUCAAGAAGGAAGCCAGCAAUCUAGCGAGGCUGAGACACCCAUCGAUUCUGGAGGUAGUAGAGCCUGUGAGCGAGUCGCGCAGCUCCAUUGUCUUUGUUACUGAGCCUCUGAUGGGCUCCCUGACACACCUUGUCAAGAGCGAUGACAAUUACUCGUCUGAUAAUCAAGCGCCAAGCCUUGAUCUGGAUGAAUUGGAGAUACAAAAAGGCUUGCUUCAGGUGGGCAAAGGGCUCCAAUUUUUGAACGAUGCCAAAGUGGUGCAUCACAACCUCACAAUAGAUGCUAUUUUUGUCAAUGCCAAGGGCGAUUGGAAAAUAGGCGGACUAGGUUUCAGUGUAUUUUUGAAUGCAGGAAAUGCCAGUGAAAAUAUGGGAUAUGACAACAAUGAGUUUAUGCCAGAAGCAUGUCAAAUUAGUUUGGAUUAUGCAGCUCCUGAGUCUGUCUUGGACAACAACAUAUGUCAAGCAAAUGACAUGUUCUCAUUAGGUUGUCUGGCUUACGCUGUGCAUAAUAAGGGCGUCUCCAUAUUAAAGACCUUCAACAGCUUCCACACCUAUGAACGACAGAUCAAAACAAUCCAUGCUCAGACACUUUCCACUCUUCCUGCCCACCUCCAGGAUGUCAUCCGAUCAUUGCUCACUCGACACCCAAAUCAGAGAAUGGAUCCAGUCAGCUUUCAGAACUCGAAAUACUUUGAUAACCUCUUGGUGUCCACAAUGAAGUUCCUGGAGAACUUUCCCGAGAAGACAAGAGAAGAGAAGGCUCAGUUCAUGAAGGGUUUGGCACGCGUGCUGGGUCAAUUUCCAGACCGUGUGUUGAAGAGAAAAAUUCUGCCCUCGUUGCUCGAGGAACUGAAGGAUAAUCAGCUACUGCCAUAUACCAUUCCCAACAUUUUCAUCAUCACGCAAAAGUUAUCACAGCAAGAAUUUUGUGAUCUCGUGCUUCCAUCAUUGAAACCCGUCUUCAAUGUGCGUGAUCCGCCUCAGAACAUGAUUGUCCUGCUUGAAAAAUUAGAUGUAUUUCAACAAAAGACGCCUAGAGAAGUCUUUCGUGAUGAUGUUAUGCCGCUUGUGUAUGCUGCGUUGGAAGCACCAGCGGCCGUUGUUCAAGAAAAAGCUUUGCGGAUCAUCCCAUCGUUGGCAGAAUCAUUGGAUUACACAGCUGUCAAGAGCUCUUUAUUUCCUCGUGUCCAAACGGUGUUUGUGCAAACUACUAUUUUGUCGGUCAAAGUGAGUACGUUGAUCUGUUUCCAUUCUAUGAUCAAGGUGUUGGACAAGUUUACAGUGCAAGAGAAGCUGGUGCCGCUUUUGAAGAACAUCAAGACAAAGGAACCUGCUGUGAUGUUGGCUACCCUUGCAGUAUACGAUGAAGUGGGUAAACUGGCAGACAAAGAGAUCAUUGCAACUGAAAUUCUGCCCCAAUUAUGGAGAAUGAGUUUUGGACCUUUGUUGAAUUUGGAGCAAUUUCAAAAAUUUAUGAAGACCAUCCGCGAUCUUACAAACAGGGUAGAGGAAGCACAUACAAGACACUUGCGAGAAGUGAAAUCAUUGGAAGAGCAAACAAGAAGCGUCAAUGCAUCGUCUUCUGCGUCGUCCCCACAACUAAUGAACCAGGUAGCCAUUGGUACUGAAAAUAAUGUCUCAUUUGAGAGUUUGGUACAAAGUGGUGGUAGUAGUGGAGGUGUAGCUGCUGUCAACAGCGCUUUAGAUAACGACAUGUUUGGCGCUCUUGUAGGCAAGAGCACUGCUAGUGCUCAUGGCACGAUUCCUCAGCAAAAACCUAUCACUGCAAAUCAAACUUCUUCCUCUUGGACUUUGUCUAGUCAGCCUGCUAUUCUACCAUCACCCAUACAGCAAUCACGCCAAGCACAGCCUACCAACAACGGUUGGUCAAGCACAUCUACCAUGCAACCUAUGAAUACCUGGAGCAAACCACUGGCACCUGCUACAACUGCACCUAUCACACCGUCUAAUACUACAACUUCAUCAUCAUCUAUUAACUGGAACACAAAGCCUCAACAGCAACAGAACAAUUGGUCGUCGUCUCCCAAACCAAUGUCAUCACCUCAACAGCAGCAACAACAGCAAAUUCCAUCACUCGCAUCGCCUCCUUCUUUUGCUAUGAACCAAAUGUCUCUCAAUAGCUCUAUGAAUCAUAAUAAUGGCAAUGCAAAUUACAAUGCGCUGAGAUCGAUACCUACAAGUAAUACACAACCACAACAACCACCAAUGAUGCCAUUGUCAACUAGUAUGGGGUUGUUGAAGCCUGUAUCAUCACCGUCGAUGACUCCAAUGAAAAGCAAUACACCUCAUGUUACAAAAACAAACUUGCAUGCUUUUGAUCCUCUUGGUUAA